This is a messenger RNA of Lactuca virosa, 1105 nucleotides long. Lineage: Eukaryota; Viridiplantae; Streptophyta; Magnoliopsida; Asterales; Asteraceae. The record is from the annotation of a GenBank genome assembly.
AUGCUUCGACUAUCUCUACUCUUCGCCAACUCAAAACUUCUUCAUCUUACAUCUGAAAAUCGACUGUUUUCUUUUUCUAUUUGGGUGAAUUUUGUUGUUUUAUUCCAUGAAAAUCUUGAAUACCUUGGAUUUACAGAUUUUAGUGCUCUGGAUGCCAUGAAGAUUUAUCAAAGGAUCACAAGUAUGGGAUACACUUCAUCAAAUUCUCUUGCCUGAUGAUGUCGUCCGACUGAUGAAAAGUGACGCAAAUUCUUUGAUUUUUGAUUUUAAAGCAGUUGUAAAGGGAAUUUGAUCACUUGCCUCCAUCAUAACCCAAGAACAAGAUUCAGUUAUACCCCAACCACUUCAUAUUGACAUUUGAAAUAGAGUCUUACUACGCACCCCAACUGCUCGAUGAAAUGCUUGAACUAGGAUGCCUAGAAGAGAUCAGUUUUUUUCUUCUGGAAAUAUAGAAAAAAAAAAGUAAUUGCUUGAGUUUAGGACAUGUAUUCAUUUUGUGUUAACAUUUUUUGCUUGGUUUUAAUUUUAUCUGAUUAUAACAUUUACUAUUUAGUAAUAAGUUUCAUCAUCAACAUUUGUAUGUUGUUUUUUGUAAAAUUGUUGGUUAUACACUUAUGUUUAACCAUCUUUGCUCCUCCAUGGGAAACAGCUGAUUUCUAUUCAGAGAGAUACAACGAGUUGUUCCCUCUUUACAAGAUGAUGAAGCCAAGUUGACUCUUCAUGGGUUGGCCAGGUGUGACUUAUAAUUUGACUUGGGGCAGGGACACGGCUGAAAAUUUGAAGAUUAAGCUCAAACUUUUGACUUGGAGAAGAGAAUACUCAAAAUGGAUUUGACAGAAGUUUAAACAUGUUUGAGAGGAAAGGGUAUAGCUAGAAAGUUGAAGGUCGGCAGAUGGUUAAAGAGUUUGAGAGGUAGGGGCAUAAUUGGGCAGUUGAAGGUUAGGUUGAAGGUAAGCAGAAAUUCAAGACUUGGUGUAGAUUAAAGUCAAAAUAGGAAAUAUUAUCAUGCUCUGGAUGACCUUUUAAUAUAAUGCAAGGAAGUAUGAAUUUCAUAUAUAUAAUGAACAACAUGUAUGCAAAAGAACCAUAAAUUCGAAACAAACAC